GAAAUAUAGGAUACCAUCUUGGGGCGCUGUGGGGGAAAUUAUUAACAACCAAAAUAUAAGGUGAAAGGUAAAAGGUCAUCGUGGAAUUUGCUAGUGAACGGUUGGCAACGGAAGCGGUCUGUUCUAGCGUGUGUUACUCCUACAAAUAGAUCAAAUCGACUCGGUCAUUGUCACAUUAGCGUGCUAGCUACAGUAGAUAGAUAUUUAUUUAACAAACAGAAAUGGCCAAGAAACGAAGAGAUAGACGAAAGGCAGAUAGUGUUUCGUCAGUACACGAAGAACCGAAGUCAAAACUUGACGAGGCACAAACACUUAUAGAGACCCAAUACGUUGGAGGGGGUUCAGCUCGCAUCUCUCUUCUUAUCCUGCUGUCCAUCUUCACCUGCGCUGCCUCUGUCAUGUACCUAGUGUAUAGAAAUUUCCCAGAACUCAACAAUGAUGAGUUGGCAACUAUUAAAAUUCCCAAAGAUAUGGAGGAUGCCAAAGCAUUAGGCACUGUGCUUUCCAAAUAUAAGGACACCUACUACACCCAAGUGUUGGUUGCCUACUUUACCACCUACAUCUUCCUCCAGACCUUUGCGAUCCCUGGGUCGAUCUUCCUCAGCAUACUGUCUGGUUAUCUCUACCCCUUCCCCCUUGCUCUUUUUCUGGUCUGCCUGUGCUCUGGCCUGGGGGCGUCCUUUUGCUACAUGUUGUCUUAUUUAGUGGGGCGGCCUGUAGUCUACUGCUAUCUGACCGAGAGAGUCCAGAAAUGGUCCCAGAAGGUUGACAAGCACAGAGAUCAUCUCAUCAAUUACAUAAUAUUUCUGAGGAUCACUCCCUUUCUACCCAACUGGUUCAUCAACAUUACCUCACCUGUCAUCAAUGUGCCCUUGGGGGUCUUCUUCCUUGGUACUUUCUUAGGUGUGGCCCCACCCUCAUUUGUGGCGAUCAACGCUGGUACAACACUGUACAAACUGACCACAGCAGGGGAGGCAGUGUCCUUUUACUCUCUAAUUGUGCUUGGUGUCCUGGCCAUGCUUUCUAUUCUGCCUGUCAUCUUCCAAAAGAAACUGCAGCAAAAGAUGGAGUAGGCACAAGACAACUCAGCAACUCCAAUCAUGCCUGAUCCACGUGCCCUUCCCUUUGCUCAGGGAUGUUACAUGGCGCUAUCACUAACAGUCUUGUCUAUGUCCCACCCAGCUGUUUUGUGGUGGAAAGUUUGCCAGUUCACUCCUGACUCAAAAUGUGUGUGGAAGUGGUGGCCACAUCAAAAUGUGUGUUGGCACAGGACUAACAGACCUCUUUGUUAACCCAUUUUUAUUCAUUGAUUGUGUAAAUGGAAGACUGAGGGAAAUAAUUUCAGUAAGCAUCAGGUUUCCUUCUAUGAAUAUUGUUUCUAAUCACAACGCUUCUCACAAGUUUGAGCUACACUCCCCUAUAGGUGACUGCACAGCAAUACUGAUCAGAGUUGCAGUUCAGUGUUAUUUUCACAGUAUAUGAGAAUGAUAAUUUUAUUGGUUAGAAAUGUUGUCUAAGUUUCUAUCAUUUGAGGAAAUUGUUAACAAACUCAAUCUAAAAUUGUGUGCCAACAAUGCUGACACUAAAGCAUAUGAAUAUGAAGAAAAUAACUUUUAAUGGUUUUGCUGGGUUUGCCAAGGUGUAUCACUGAUAAAUCACUAGUAAUUGGAUUUAAUUGUGUGAAAUGGCAAGUAUCAAGUAUGGAAAACCUAAGGUUUUGCAUACUAUAAUUUCAAAUCUAUUGGUGCUGUGAAAAGGGAUUUGAAAAUGUAAGCACUUUUGACAUGAAAAUCAUCUCCUUUUCAGUUUAUUGAGAUAAAUUAAUGCUACUUUUUCAGUCAAUUAAUUUAAAUUUUUAAUUUUUCAAGAAUUGUCCAUUCAAAUGUAUGCUCGCUUGUCUCACCAAUCCAAAUGCCAUGCUAUCUAUACCAGUUGGAAAAUGCAGUAGGUAUCUCCAUACAUUGAAUCACACUGCAUUGCCCCAUUGCAAAACUGCCAAAUUAUGUUUGGUUAUUCAUUUUCCCAGAUUUUGUGUCAAUAGGUUGAAGUAAAUCUACGCUUGUCUUACUGAGGAUGUUUCUUCUAAGUUGAUGUCUUAAGCACUGUUCAUGUUUAUACAUCUGAGAAUACACAUUUAUUAAAAUGUAUUUGAUGAUUUGGAUUUUUUAAUUUAUUUAUAGAAAAUAUCUUUUUUGUUAGUAUUUAAUAAAAUGGAUUUGUGUGGCCUUUAGGCAUGUCUUCAUACUUAUCUUUUAUGUAAUGGCCAUACUUUCUGUAUGCCAACCCUAGUAUAACUCAUCAAUGUAGUUACUUCCUUUUAUUUGAUGAAAAAUAAAAGGAAGUUAUUUUAUGAUGUGUAAAUGAUUGUCCCUGUCAGUUUAAUACCAAUCACUGUAACACACAUUUAACUACCAGUUCAAACUUUGCAACAUUGUUGAUUUUUAUCAAGAAAGUACUGAGAAUUUAUUUGCUGGCUUAGAUCAUUUGGAGUGUUUGUGGUCUUCACAAUAUUAAUAAGUUGUGCAAAAUCAUGAUUUUGUUUUAUUGUGUACCUAUUUAUUAUAAAAUCAUAAAAAAUGUGAUUUCUUGCUCCCUUUCUUUAGAAUUAUUGGCAAAUAAGGUGAAUACUUGUAUUUAUGCAUGUGUUACUCAUCAUUUUACCAGAGGGUGGAGCUGUUUGUAUACAUGCACAUGUAAGCCUUACAUUUGCUUAGAUUUAUCAAGUAUGGGACUUUUUUAUAUUGCAACAGUGUUUAUUUUUUUUUUGUGAUUUUAAAAUGUUUGCUGCCUACUAUUCUUUCUCUGUCCCUUGAGUGCUCAUUUAAAAUACCUAUUACCGUGUAGUACUUUGACUCAAGGGUCUAGGCAGGUUCCUAUCAGUGCAUUUAUUACUUUUGUAUUAUUAAAGUUUACAGUUUAAAUUGAA
Messenger RNA from Esox lucius (northern pike), 2926 nucleotides. RefSeq names its product transmembrane protein 41B (gene tmem41b). Lineage: Eukaryota; Metazoa; Chordata; Actinopteri; Esociformes; Esocidae. Bases 222 to 1073 code for a protein of 283 amino acids. The transcript is spliced from 7 exons. The record is from RefSeq and is a predicted model, not a curated record. Gene Ontology annotation, cellular component: endoplasmic reticulum membrane.